CAUCUUGGAGACAGAUUAGUUGUCGAAACUGCUGUGUUUAGAAGGAAAAUUUAACGACUUCUUUCACUUAAAAAGCCGUCAAAAUGAUGGUACAACAUACACGAAGGUGUAGGGAAUUCACAGGUCCAACGCCAAACUCAGUAGCAAUCAAAGCAAAACCAACCAACAAACGUCCGGUCGAGUAUCUUAUCCUUGAAGGAAGACGAAGGGAUGAGCUUAGAGAUCAAGCCAUUGCUGAAACGAAGUAUCAAAAUCAGUGUGAUCUUAAGUCACAAUGGGAAAAAGCUACAGAUAAAAGAAUUCAAAGAAAUAUCAUCCACAGAAGGGUUGACAGACUCAUGCAGGCUGAAACAUUUAAGUUAGAAGAUAGAAGAGAAAAACUAAGAGAAAUGCUUAUGAACGAAGAACAACAGUACAUUCAGGAAAUGGAAGCUAAAGAAGAAACUACAAUUGAAAGACAAGCAAAAAUGAGAGAAAGAGCAAAGUUUUUGAAAGAAAAACGGGAACAAGAAAGAUUGAAAUUUGUUCAAGAAAAACUGGACCAAAGAUGGAGAGAGGAGUGUGAAGAAUUACGAGGAACCCUAUCCAAACGACACCAAGAUGAAGUGUGUACAGAGAGGGCAGAGCAGCUAAGAAUGAAAGAAGCUCAAAAGCAACGUGAACAGGAAAUUGAACACAUGUACGCUGAUUUAUGGGAAAUGGAUGUGAAAGCAAAGAAAGAACGAGAAGAAAGGGAUGCACAAGAACUGCAAGAAAGAAACAGAGAAACUUUACGAGUUCUAGAGCUUCAAAGUGAAGCAAUUGAAAGACAAAAGCAAGAAGAACUUAAACUAAAAGAAAUGGAAGCAGUUUGGCUCAAAGAACAACAAAMAAUGAGAGAAGAAGAAGAGAAAUUCUUAAAGGAAGAGAAACUUCACAAGCAGCAGGCAGCCAAGAAGGCUAGGGAGGUGUCUAUCAGACUUAAAAAUGAGAAGGAGGCUCGCGAGAAACAGGAAGAAUUAGCCAUCGACAUGAAGAUCUUAGAGAAGCUUCUAGAAGACACAAGAAACGAGGCAAUGGAAGACWCUCAGCGUAAGAAAGAACUACGUGAAGAAAAUCUACGCUUUAUGAAAUACUGCGAUAUGAACCGCAAGGAAGAAGAAGACAAAGAAAAGGCACUCGAAGCCUACGUUAAUGACGAAGUAGAAAAACAAUGGGCUAAAAAAAUGGAGCAAUAUAAAAUGGAAAGGGAGGCGAGGAAAAGACUUAUGGAACAGGUCAUGAAAACGAGACAGGAACAAAUGGACGAAAGAAAACAAAAUGAGCUCGCCCAACAAGAAGCUGAACGSGCAGAAAAAGAAGCUUUGAUCAGUGCAUGGAAAGAACACGAACGAAUGGAAAGAGAAAACCAAGAACGAAUGCGACAACGUAACUUAAGCUAUCAAAAUCACCUUGAUAUGCAAAUUGAUUACCAAAAGCAAGUCAARCAGAAGGAAAAGGAUGAAGAAAGGGAAGAAUUCCUGUUAGGACAGGAGGCUGAACGUGAUUAUCAAAGACGACUCAAGGAAGCACUAAAGCGUCCCUCUUACAAACUCCAUCCCGCAAGACUCCGUGCUACAGCACGAAGCAAGUCAAACUAAUCRCMUUUACAGUCAUURAAUCAAUAUGUACAUAGAGUGUUAACAAAAUUCACGAACCGUUGUACAUUUUUUAAAUAAUUCGUCUGGUUCACAUGUGAUCAGCUAAAAAUAUUAAUAAAUAUAAUUGAAUGAAAA
This is a messenger RNA of Exaiptasia diaphana, 1754 nucleotides long. RefSeq names its product cilia- and flagella-associated protein 53. The record is from RefSeq and is a predicted model, not a curated record. NCBI's taxonomy places the organism in Eukaryota, Metazoa, Cnidaria, Anthozoa, Actiniaria, Aiptasiidae. Bases 84 to 1619 code for a protein of 511 amino acids. The transcript has 10 exons.